This is a messenger RNA of Venustampulla echinocandica, 1083 nucleotides long. RefSeq names its product RNA-binding, RBD. Gene Ontology annotation, biological process: positive regulation of mRNA splicing, via spliceosome. The record is from RefSeq and is a predicted model, not a curated record. The transcript has 3 exons. Gene Ontology annotation, cellular component: nucleolus; U12-type spliceosomal complex. The coding region runs from base 1 to 1083 and encodes 360 amino acids. Gene Ontology annotation, molecular function: RNA binding. NCBI's taxonomy places the organism in Eukaryota, Fungi, Ascomycota, Leotiomycetes, Helotiales, Pleuroascaceae.
AUGUCUGGAGCAAGGCAUUGGGAGCAAGACAAAGAAGCGACUGUUUAUAUAGGAAACAUCGAUGAGCGAGUGUCAGACAGCCUAAUAUGGGAACUCAUGCUUCAAGCGGGACGGAUCGUAAAUGUGCAUCUACCCAAAGACCGCGUAACGCAAACCCACCAAGGAUAUGGCUUCGUGGAGUUUAUCAGUGAAGAGGAUGCCGAGUAUGCAGCGCGGAUCAUGAACCAAGUGCGGUUAUAUGGCAAGCCGAUUCGAGUAAACAAGGCCUCAGCAGACAAGCAAAAAACCGUCGAAGUGGGCGCCGAGCUCUUCAUUGGAAAUCUCGACCCCCUCGUCGACGAAAAAACCCUCUACGACACCUUCUCCCGCUUCGGUUCCCUCAUCUCUCCACCCAAGAUCGCGCGCGACGAGGCAGGUCUCUCAAAAGGCUACGGCUUCGUGUCCUACUCGAAUUUCGAAGCCUCCGAUGACGCGAUCGCGAAUAUGAACGGCCAGUAUCUAAUGAACAAGGAUAUCAGCGUGCAAUACGCGUAUAAGAAGGACGGUAAGGGCGAAAGACACGGUGAUGAGGCGGAACGUAUGCUCGCUAGUCAGGCGAAGAAACAUAACGUCGUGCUGGACGUUCCUCAGAUGCCGGCGCAGCUACUUCUCAGUGGGAAUGCACCAGCUGCUCCAGCGGCGAUGUUAGAUCAUCACGGUGGUGCUGCUGCGGGCCAGCAGCAGCAAAUGGGCGGUCCGCCUCCUGGCGCCAUGCCUCCUGGAUUCGGUGGGCCCCGCCAAAACGGGGGCUAUAACGCUGUUCCUCCUCCCGCGCAACAAAGACCAAAUGCACCGCUUCCUCCCCCGCCUUCGGGGCUCCCUCAACGUCCCCCGCCGUCUCAGGGCGGUUAUGGUGGACCGCAGGAUUUCCAUCCUCCUGGUUUUGCCCCGGGACCUCCACCACCAGGCUUCCCACAGAACGUACAGAUGCCUCCCGGUUUCGGUGGACCGCCACCCGGGCAAAUGCCUCCUCAUGGUUAUAUGCCUCCGCCGGGCUUCCAGCAACAACCGCCGCAAGGCCCACCGGGAUAUGGACGGAGGUGA